Molecule: messenger RNA, 909 nt
Organism: Cylindrotheca closterium
Lineage: Eukaryota; Bacillariophyta; Bacillariophyceae; Bacillariales; Bacillariaceae
Source: the annotation of a GenBank genome assembly
AUGGAAGAUGACAGCCUACUAUCUCUUAUGAGAAGUCCUCUACCGCCUUUGGAAGCACCAAGAUCGUCCCCUUCCCAAGUUGUUCGUCCGCCUGUGAUGUCAUUCGAGAUUCCAUUCGACGAUCCAAGGAUGGAGCCUUUGCCUAUGAGACCAGAACAUCAAGAUACUCAUGAUGGCUCUCCAACGCAAUCAAUAUUUGAUUCGAUCUUCUUGAAAGAGGAUUUCUCUGGCUCUUUCUUCAAGGAAGAACUGAACAUGACAAAGAAUCACGAUACGACCACCAGUCUUGGACAAGGCCUGAUCACAAUUGCGGACUCCAGCAGCAGAAGUCCCGAAGCCUUCUUCUCCAGGCAAAGCCAAAGUCCUUUGAAGAGGAAACGGACGAGUCGUAUGACUUCUCCAAACGAAGAAAGCACAGCUCGAUUUCGUCCCUAUCAAGAGCAGCAAUGGCGAGCGCAGUUCCAAAAGCUGGUUCAAUACAAGCUGGAGCAUGGACAUUGCUCUGUUCCUCAUGCUUAUCCAGAGGACCCUAUCCUAGCCCGAUGGGUCAAGAGACAACGGUACCAAUACAAAAAGUUCAACGAUAACAAUCCUACAUCGACAAUGACCACUUGUCGCAUCCAAGAGCUCGAAUCUAUUGGCUUUAUAUGGCACUCGCAUGCUUCCGCGUGGCUGGAGAAACUCAAUGAUCUCAGAGCCUUCAAGCAACGAACAGGUCACUGUAACGUCCCUUCUGACUAUCCAGCCAAUGUUGGACUUUCCACUUGGGUGAAGUGUCAACGUCGGCAAUACAAAUUGUACAUGGCUAGGUCUUCUUCUUCUUCAGCUGCGGCCACUCAUCGCUUCCAAGUAUUGGAUUCCUUGGGUUUUUUGUUUGAACCCCAACUUUCCAAACGAGGGGAUAUUUGA